AGGCAAUGGAGGCCGCACAAGAGGCACGCAAAGCCUUUGCAGAUCAGGGCAUCAAGUACAUGGAAGUCAAAGCGCUUCUGGCUGCAGCAGCAAUUCAAAUGGAGAGGGGUGAGUUGGACCUUGCCGCACUGGACGAAGGCCUUCAAACUGCCAAAGAGGCUCGGGAAUUGGCAAUAGAGCUGAAAGACAAGAGACUCGAGGCCAUGUGCCUUACGGCCACGAUCGACGGCGAAGGCUUGCUGGUUUCUCCAGAUGAUGCCCUUAAUGCGGCCGAAGAAGCGCUGGAUUUGUGCCUGGAAGUUCAGGACAGAUCUAUGGAAGCCUUUAUCCUGUGCAAAAUGUCAGAGUGGAAUGUGAGGCUCCGUGAUUUCUCCAGAGCCAUUUCAGAUGCGCAGGACGCCGUCGAAAUCUAUCGCGAAAUGGACUCACCCCAGGAGCUCAACGCUUUGCGUUUGCUGCUUCAGCUCCUGCUGCACCUCGCAGAAGUUCGAGAGGCUCGACUGAUUGCCAGCGAAGCCCUCCAACGCUUCCGUGAACUUGGAAACAGAUCUGCGCAGAUCGACAUCAUCGAGAUCCUCGUGGAGGUGCAUUUGAAGAGCGACAACUUGCAGGAAGCUGUCUCUGCUAGCAAAGAUGGCAUUCGUUUAUGCAAGGAGAUGAGCGAGACCACACGACAGGCAGCAUUGAUGCUGAAGCUGGGCCGUGGAAGGCUGAACACUGGAGAUGCAGAGAAGGCCGUGGCCAUAGGUGAAGAUGCUUGGACGCUGCUGCAAGAGCACAGUGCCACGAAGGAGAAGGUGGAAUGCAUGCAGCUUCUGUGUGAGGCAAAGCUUCGACAAGAUGGAGCUGAGGAAGCACUUGGCCAAGUGGAAGAGUCUUUGAUCCAUUUCGAAUCUGGCAAGGACGUCUACGGGGCUGCAGUCGCUGCUAAACUUUGUGCCGAGCUUCAGCUGAAGACCAACCGCUUUGAUGAAGCAAAGCAGAAUGCUUUGAAGGCCAAGGAGGCCUUUCGCAAGGCUCGACAAAAGAAGGAGGAAGCUGAGGCAUUGAAGCUUUGCAGCCAAGUGCUUUGGAAGAAGAACGAGCACAAGGAGAGAAAAUGUGCUGAGGCGAGGGGGAUGUUCCGGCAGUUUGAGGCUGCAGAAGAGGACGAGGUAUGCUGCUUGUACGUACAAGCAGAGAACUCCGCGCGGCAUGCAGCCGAGGAAGCCGCUCAGGAAGGUUCGGUACAACCUGACAAACCGGCCUCCAAGAAAGUGCGCACAGCUUUGGACGAGUCCUUGAAGGCGGCAGAGGCCGGGCUGAAGAUCCUGCGAUUUGCGUCCUUGGCGCAAAAUCCAGAGUUACAUGGAGAGUUGCUUUGCGCCAAAGCACAGGCCCUGACACAGCAGAGUCGCUUCGAUGCUGCCCUUGUUUGCUUAGAUGAAGCGGUGCUUCGCUUUCGUGAACUGGAGGACUAUCAGCUUGAGGCGAAUGCUUUGACCCUUGCUGCGAACAACUUGCAAUUUCUCAAUCGCGGAGAUGAAGCUCUGGAGGCGUUAGAGGAGGCAGUGGUCCUCUACCAGCAUUGCAUGGACGAUGAGGGUGAAGUAAAUGCGCAGAAGAUGCUGAACAAGAUGCUGGAGAAGCGUAGGAAACCUGCACAAAGGACACCAGAUAUGCCAGCUGCACCAACUGGUCCCAUGGGGACACCAGUGUGGGAGCAAACGGAGGAUGCGCCUGUGGAGGCAAAAGCUCAGACGACGGCAACUGCACUGAAGACAGGGCCUGCUUUGAACAUGAGCUCUGUGACUCCUGAGAUGAUCAUGGGCAAGGUCAGAGAAGUCGCUGCAGCGGUGACUGGUGCCGAGAGCGGUGAGCUUGAGAUUGAGACACCUUUGAUGGAGGCUGGAAUGACCAGUGCAUCGGCUGUACUGUUGCGAGAACUGCUGGUCAAGGACCUUCCUGGUGUCAAUUUGCCUGUCACUUUGGCCUUUGACUAUCCGUCCAUUUCAGAGAUGUCGGAGAUGAUCGUUGGGAGCAUGCAAGCAAUUGCCAACUGAGUGCAACCCAAGAGCUAGUGACAUCUCCAGAAUGUACCAAAGAUAGAUUGAAUUGUGAACCGCAACCAACAGAGGGAAACAGGGCUGUGUGAACGGACACACUCGGGAAGGAUAGGUGAUUGUGUGAAGAUUCAUGAGAGAUACAAUGAGAUUGAGUCCAUCAGCUCUUCCGGCAGAAUCGCUGCCAAGCUCUCGCUGCUCUCGCUUCUUGCUUGACUCAGAGAUGAAAAUGUGCUGGCAAAGUUGUCCUUUCGCGAUUGUGAAUAUGUGAGGAUAUGUUUAAUUUGGACAAAAGAUCAACAAAGGGAAGAAAGAAAGGUCUAUAAAUCAUCAACAUAUUGAAGAAUGUUAAGGGCAGAAAUAGACUCUAGCCUUGC
Messenger RNA from Durusdinium trenchii, 2419 nucleotides. NCBI's taxonomy places the organism in Eukaryota, Dinophyceae, Suessiales, Symbiodiniaceae. The record is from the annotation of a GenBank genome assembly.